Musa acuminata AAA Group (dessert banana) is the source of this 2287-nucleotide messenger RNA. RefSeq names its product plastidial pyruvate kinase 2. Gene Ontology annotation, molecular function: magnesium ion binding; potassium ion binding; pyruvate kinase activity. The record is from RefSeq and is a predicted model, not a curated record. Lineage: Eukaryota; Viridiplantae; Streptophyta; Magnoliopsida; Zingiberales; Musaceae. Gene Ontology annotation, biological process: glycolytic process. Gene Ontology annotation, cellular component: cytoplasm; chloroplast stroma. The transcript has 12 exons. The coding region runs from base 233 to 1981 and encodes 582 amino acids.
GCAUUUUGUUUGAUGAGGUAAAAGAGGGAGAAGGGCAGCUCAACGCUCCGAUACAACCUAAGUGUGCUCUCUCCACAUCUAGCUUUUAAAACCCCUCCUGGGCUUUGGCGGCGAUCUCGCCAACCAAGAAGAGCUCGGCACUUGCCGUAGAAGUUCGAUCUCUCUCUCUCUCUCUCUCUCUCUCUCUCUCUCUCUCGGUGCUAGCGCGGUGAUAGUCUUGGAGGUGGAAGACAUGGCGCAGGUGGUGGCGACGCGAACCAUCCAAAGCUCAUGCCUUUCUCACCCGGGCUCCAGAUCCUGGGCCCGGGGAAGCCACCUGCAGGAGCUGAAGCCCUCGCUGCUCCCGGCAAGGUUCCACCACCAGGAGAAGGAGAGGAGGAGGGGGAUGGGCAGCUGUUGCCGCUCCCCGGUGGUUGCCGUGGCGAGCCCGCUUUCUCGCCCCGACUCCGGUGUUCGUGCUGCGUCUCCGGAUGACUUAUCAAAGGAAGAAGAGCAAUUUCAGCAUCUGAAGAGCAUUCAGCAAGUGGGAGAAGUUCCAAAUGGAUUGUGGCCUAAGCCAAACGUGAUGAGGAAGACGAAGAUAGUCUGCACCAUCGGCCCAUCAACUAACACUAGGGAGAUGAUAUGGAAGUUAGCUGAGGCUGGCAUGAAUGUCGCUCGGAUGAACAUGUCUCAUGGAGACCAUGCAUCUCAUCAGAAAGUUAUCGAUCUCGUGAAAGAGUACAAUGAGCAAAACAAGGACAACGUACUUGCAAUCAUGCUUGACACCAAGGGCCCUGAGGUUAGGAGUGGUGACUUACCACAGCCAAUUACCUUAUCAAGUGGUCAAGAGUUCACUUUUACAAUAAAAAGAGGAGUUGGCUCAGAGACAUGUGUUAGCGUAAACUAUGAUGACUUUGUCAAUGAUGUAGAAGUCGGCGACAUGCUUCUUGUGGAUGGUGGAAUGAUGUCCCUAGUGGUUAAGUCGAAAACUGAGGAUUCUGUCAAAUGUGAAGUCGUUGAUGGAGGUGAACUCAAGUCCAGGAGGCAUCUGAAUGUCAGAGGAAAGAGUGCAACCUUGCCAUCCAUCACAGAGAAAGAUUGGGAUGAUAUCAAAUUUGGAGUUGAGAACAAAGUGGACUUUUAUGCAGUUUCCUUCGUUAAAGAUGCAAAAGUCGUCCAUGAAUUGAAGGAUUACCUGAAAAGUUGCAAUGCAGAUAUACAUGUAACUGUCAAAAUUGAAAGUGCAGAUUCAAUUCCGAAUCUGCAUUCCAUAAUCGCUGCAUCUGAUGGGGCUAUGGUAGCUAGAGGUGACCUUGGAGCUGAACUCCCUAUUGAGGAGGUUCCACUGCUGCAGGAGGAAAUUAUUAGAAUAUGCAGGAGCAUGGGAAAAGCUGUUAUUGUAGCAACGAACAUGCUGGAAAGCAUGAUUGUUCAUCCGACACCAACCCGUGCAGAGGUCUCAGACAUUGCCAUUGCAGUUCGUGAGGGUUCUGAUGCAAUAAUGCUCUCUGGGGAAACUGCUCAUGGGAAAUACCCACUUAAAGCUGUUAAAGUCAUGCACUCUGUAGCUCUGAGGACUGAAGCAACUAUGAAUGGAGGAGAAAGGCCAGCUAAUCUUGGUCAGGCAUUCAAGACUCAUAUGAGUGAAAUGUUUGCGUAUCAUGCAACAAUGAUGUCAAAUACCCUUGGCACGUCGAUUGUAGUCUUCACCAGAAGUGGAUUUAUGGCUAUCCUACUUAGCCAUUAUAGGCCUGCUGGCACGAUAUUUGCAUUCACCGAUGAGGAAAGAGUGAGGCAAAGGUUGGCUUUAUACCAGGGUGUGUGUCCAAUAUAUAUGAAAUUUUCAGAUGAUGCUGAAAGGACAUUUGCCGAUGCCUUGUCUUACCUGCAGGAACUAGGCAUGGUCAAGGAAGGAGAGCAGAUAGCUCUGGUUCAGAGUGGGCGGCAACCCAUUUGGCGGUCGCAGUCCACACACAACAUCCAGGUUAGAAAGGUUUAAGCAUCGGGACAUCUGUUGUUGAAGUCACCAAUUCUAUGCUGCAUUGUCUGACGAAACAACACCAAGCUCUAGCUGGAUGUUACUUUGUGGUAGAACUAGUAUCAAACUUUCGGUUGUAAUUCCCGUUUCUUGGUUUCUUUUGAUUGCGGUGUUGAAUUGUUCUCUUAGGCUUGCUUCAGUUCGAUAUAUUCUUUCAUGUCCAAGCAGAAUAAUUUAUAGUUUUCAUGCUUAGAAAAAGGAGAUUGAUGCUUGUGCUCUUAUUACUCUAUUAAUAAUUAAAUAGUGUGGCAUGCUUCGACUCUGCAA